CGAAGUUUCAGCAGUGCUCAUGGAAAGCACAGGCAGCCAUGGCGGCCACUGAGAGAGACGCUCAGGACCCUCUAGAACCCCUCUCCAAACCCUUUCUGGCUGAAGCAUCUCCGAUUGCUCUCUUUUCUGCUCUGGCACCCUGGCUCUCUGCGUCCGCGCCUCUUGAUCUAGCUGGGGAGGACAAUGCUGACCAAAGUGAAAGCCUCAAACUCCAGCAGAAAGGGCAGAAACUUUUGGUCAGCCAAAUCCUGUGGCCAAAAAGUAAAGGAGACUUUGAGGAAAGCUUAUCUCUUAGUGGCGGAGUCGCACCACCACUAUCUGCCUGCAAAGCUAAAGGUUUGACAUUCUUGGCACUUUCCUUUGGGAGAAGGGCAGCUACUGCAGCACAGGGAAUUCAGUCAGAAGUGGAAGGGUAUGGGGGCGCCAAUACAAGAUGGGAGAUGGAGGAAGAGCUGACGCCCCGCGAGGCGGCUGCGCUGAUGUCAUCUGUGCCUGAUCGAGCUGGGCCUCAGGCACCGAAGCUCUUGCAAGCUCAGUUCUUCUUCCCACGACUGCUCCAGGGGUGCUUUUCUGCUCUGAACGCCCGAUGGUCGGAACUGGUGCGAGAGCAUCGGUCCAGCUACAGUGCCUGCGAGGCUGCUCUGACUGAUGGGACCUUCGAGUUUGUGUCGCAAGUCGUGGUUAAGAUGAGCCGGAGGGGCCAGGCAGAUCGAGCUGCCAACAGCACCCUGCUCGCUUUCCUGCGCUCCACCCCGGCCCCCCCCAGAACCCCUGGCGAAAUCCACCCCUCAGGAAGCGACCCGUCCCGUUUCCUCGACGGCAUGUGGCAUGCCCUCGCUUCUCUCGUCUCAAUCGACGCUGCCGCCACAGAAAGAUGGACAGAGUCGCUCCUCCGAGCAGCAGACAAGGCCCGGUUAAACGACUCUGCGGCAGAGGGGCUCCUCUGGGCCCUGUUUGGGAGACUGCUGCACUCGAGCCCUUCUGUCCGACAGCUCUUCACAGAGCGGUUACUGCUUCAGCGGGUCUUACCCCUCCGGUGCCUCCGGUGGUUAGUCCGGUUCAUUAUCGUCAACCCGCCUCCAAACCAAGAAGACGGGUCGGCUAGCAAUAUCUUGACGCCGAACCAGGAGCCAGGGAGAGUGCUGGGGCAAAUUGCGCAGGUUUGGGGGGGUCCCGAGUGGGUGCGAAACGCCCCCCUGCAGCAGCAGAGCCACGUGAGUGCGGCGCUUGCUCUCGGGAUUUCGGGCCUAACCAAGGAGGGUUUGGAGCAAACACCAGGUUUGCUGGGUUCUCUCCUCCAGGGGGUAAGCACCAGACUGGACAGCCCUAUCUGGGACACCCGGGGGCUGGGGAUGAGGGUCGCAACGGCGUUUUCCAUGGUUCUGGAUCCGCAAAACCCGCUCGUUUUCGACGAAGAGGUUAAAGUAACCGGGGAAGAGGACUGGAGCUGGCAGUCGUGGAACGCAAAACCUUCUAACCCGAAAAAGGCACUGGCGCAGCUCGAAAAAGAGGAGAAAGCCUGGGAACUAGAGGCGAGGAGUAUCUUGCGCGGAGCGAUUGGCGAGGAGAGAGAAGAGAACGAACGGAGCGGGAAAGCGGCGGAGCGCGAUGGAGGAGCAACGGCCUCGAUAAGCGGACGAGAGACUCUGUCCGGCACGGAACGGCCCCGGCUGAUCAUUGGCGACGACGCUGACACGCCCGAUGACAUCAUUCUCCCGGGCGCAUUUACACCGAAGUCCAAAACCUCCCCCUCCGACGCUUCCCCGAAGCGGCUCCUGAUCGAGGAGCUCCCCGGGCCGCCGCCCGAGCACGAGCCCGACAGCGAUGACGACAGCGUGACGUCACUCGAGCCGUACGACAUGGAGGAUGACGUGGCGGACCUGGACGGCGAGAAGGUGCCCACGCAGCUGAGGGAGUGCGCGGCGGCGCUCCGGAAAAAGGAGGACUGGGAGGGCGUGGAAAAGGCGCUGGCGGCGGCGGAGGGGCUCGUGCGGGCGGACCCCGACGAGCUGGGUGACGUCAGCUUGGAGCUCGCGCGGGCACUGUUGCACGUGAGGGUGUCGGAAUUUUCCAUAGACGGCGAAGAGGACCAGCAUGAGGAGCGCCGCUACAAGGCCCUUGUGGCGCUUCUCGCGCACGCAACGGCGCCCGUCGUUGCAUUCUUGACGAGCGAAGUGUUCUCGCCGCACCUAGACGUGCACCAGCGGCUGCUGAUCCUGGACGUGCUGCAAGGCGCCGCUCAGGAGCUUUCUGGGCUGCAAUCCCGCACGGUAACCGCCCCCCAACCCCCCUCCAUCGACCAAGCCCCCCCUCCUCCCCAAGCCCGCAACCCAACCCCCUGGAAAGAGAUCGACGCCCCGGGGGGGUCCGCCUGGUCUCACGCAUUUGAACGGAACCUCCCCCUCCGGGCGGAUCAAAAGCGGGUGGGGAAGAGCCGGUACUGGGGCAAAACUGACCGGGAAAAGAUAACCCGGGUGGUUAAGAACCGGUUUGCGCCGGUGGCUGCGGCGUUCAUGCUGCCGCUGAUGAGGGACUUUGAUAAGAGGUCGCACGGGGUGGACUGGCUGGGACGAGAAUUUCUGGUACUCGGCAGGUUUCUCCAUCUCCUCGGCACGCUCGUCGAGUGCUCCGCCCCCUCCAUUGAGACGCAGCCGCUCGCGGCCGCGCUACUGGACCUGCUCCGCGCGCGCGCCGUGUCCGGACACGUGGAGCCGUACGUCCGGCGCCAGGCGCUCUUCGCGGCCGCGUCCGUCCUGAUGACGCUAGCACCGGCCCAGGUCAUUGCGGCUCUGGUGGGCGACCAUUCGCCGGCCGCUGAUGGGCUGGAUUGGGUCAGGGGAUGGGCGGCCGAGGUCGCCGAGAACGACCCGGACGAGGCGUGCAGAGAGAUGGGCGAAGCCUGUCUCCAACUGCAAAGCAACCUAGCGACGCGCGCCAUGGAGCUCAUACAAGCGGGCGCGCCGACUGCCGCGAAUCCGGCGCUGCUUGCGUCGCUGUCGUCAUCAACAAGUGGAGGGCCAACGGUGCUGACGCAAGGUCCUCGGGUACAGAUGCUCGGAUAAGGGAGGGAGUUUGAAUGAAGAAAGAAACAGGAGGAGAGGGAUUCGGCAAGUGGCUUCGUCCCUGCUACUUAGGAAGUUGCAAUCAGGAGGUGGAAAAGAAAGAGACGUGGGGUGUGGGCAGACCGUAUUGAACUGCAGUCGUUUCCUGUGACGUGGCUAUGACACUGAGCUUUUUGCGCUUUUAACAACAGUCAAUAGUGCCCUUGAUCUGUGCAACUUACGGGCCUGGCUUCCCAAAUCAGCUGAGUCGCGAUGGGUGCGUCACCAAGGCACGGUGCCAUCACUUGUGACUCUGCUUAAUGGGACACAAGUGAUCGAAGGUUGCGUGCUACAAACUAGCACGCUGACGCAAAUUGAC
Klebsormidium nitens is the source of this 3420-nucleotide messenger RNA. NCBI's taxonomy places the organism in Eukaryota, Viridiplantae, Streptophyta, Klebsormidiophyceae, Klebsormidiales, Klebsormidiaceae. The record is from the annotation of a GenBank genome assembly.